AUGGGUCAACUUUUCUUCCAGUACUUGAGCGGCCGCCGAGUCUACGCUUGCGCGGCUUGUCAAAUCCACCUGACACGCCAUGACGAUAUCGUGUCAAAGGCCUUCCACGGAACGCACGGGCGCGCCUACCUCUUUGAGAAAGUCGUCAAUGUUCAGACGGGCGAGCCGGUUGAGCGACCGAUGACCACUGGCAUUCACAUUAUCAAAGCCUAUGAGGAGAGCCAAAAGUACAAGGAAGGCAAAGUGAUUCUAGAAAAGGCUCUCAUCAACGAAGUUGACGAAUCCGCCUUGCUGGCAUAG
This is a messenger RNA of Capsaspora owczarzaki ATCC 30864, 300 nucleotides long. RefSeq lists its product as hypothetical. NCBI's taxonomy places the organism in Eukaryota, Filasterea, Ministeriida, Capsasporidae. The record is from RefSeq and is a predicted model, not a curated record. The transcript is spliced from 5 exons. The coding region runs from base 1 to 300 and encodes 99 amino acids.